Molecule: messenger RNA, 631 nt
Organism: Telopea speciosissima
Lineage: Eukaryota; Viridiplantae; Streptophyta; Magnoliopsida; Proteales; Proteaceae
Product: 60S ribosomal protein L32-1-like
Exons: 4
Coding region: 88-489 (133 amino acids)
Biological process (GO): translation
Cellular component (GO): cytosolic large ribosomal subunit; ribosome
Molecular function (GO): structural constituent of ribosome
Source: RefSeq, a predicted model, not a curated record
GUAGAUUAGGGUUUAUUACUCUUCACACUUCGCAGUGUUGGUGGCACGAAGCUUUGGAAGUUUUGGCGGAAACCCUAAUACUAAGCCAUGGCUGUUCCUCUGCUCACCAAGAAGAUCGUAAAAAAGCGUGUCAAGAAGUUCAAGAGGCCACAGAGUGACCGGAAGAUCUGUGUAAAGACAAACUGGCGUAGGCCCAAAGGUAUUGAUUCUCGAGUGAGGAGGAAGUUUAAGGGUUGCACUUUGAUGCCCAACAUUGGGUAUGGCUCAGACAAGAAGACCCGUCAUUACCUUCCCAAUGGCUUUAAGAAAUUUGUGGUGCAUAACAUCAAAGAAUUGGAAGUGUUGAUGAUGCACAACAGGACCUACUGUGCAGAAAUUGCACAUGAUGUUUCCACAAAGAAGAGGAAAGAAAUUGUUGAGCGUGCUUCCCAAUUGGACAUUGUUGUUACCAACAAACUGGCUAGGUUGCGCAGCCAGGAGGAUGAGUGAUCGGAAAUUUUGCUUCUGUCCUGUGCUUGUGCAUGCAAACUAAAUGCUACAUUUUGUAGGACACAAGUUUUUGACAAUUUUUUAGGGAAUUUUGUUCUGAUUAAAUUGUCUUGGAAACUAUAUUAUACCUGUUUCAAGUUCA